AAAUCAUCAGCCCCCAACGGUCCAAACCCUAACUAAACCCACCCACCCACCCACCCUCGGUGGAUUCCCUACCAAAUUCAGGCCACCGCCUUCAAAUCCCCCUCCCCCAAACCCCUCGAUCAUCAAUCAAUCCGAUCGAUGCGACCUCCCUCCCCCUCGAUUCGGCGGAGGCGGCGGCGCGAUCCGCAACCCUAACCCUAGCCAGCCCCGGAUCCGCCCGCGCGGGGCGUGGAGGCAUGGGCGGCGGCGGCGCCGACGAGUUCGGGCGGGCGGCGGCGAGGGCCGCGGUGGCGCGGACGCUGCAGGCGGCGGGCUUCGCCUCCGCGACCCGCUCGGCGGUGGACGCGCUCGCCGACGUCCUCCUCCGCUACCUCCGCCUCCUCGGCGGCGCCGCCAACGCCCACGCCAACCACGCCGGCCGCUCCGCCCCCAACGAGCUCGACGUGCUGCAGUUCCUGGGGGAGACCGGCGAGGCGUACCAGGGCUUCGAGGGCGCCUCCUCUACCCGCGGCUGCCUCGUCGGCUCCGGCGUCGUCAAGGAUUUGGUCGCGUUCGCUGGCGAUGCCGAUGACAAGCCGCUCUCCGUGAGGAGGCCGCUGCCCAGGUUUCCGGUGCGGCACGAUCCGCCGCCGUCGCGGUCGUGUGUUAGCUUUGCGGCGCUGGGCCGGGGGAGCGGGAUGAGGCAUGUGCCGGAGUGGCUCCCGGCCUUUCCGGAGCCCCAUACGUAUGCGAUGGCCGAGGAGUCGGGCGAGAUGGUCGGCGGGUCGUCGGCUGUGGUGGAUGAGGUUGAGCAGGUGCGGCGGCAGAGGAAGGCCGAGAAGUCGCUGCUUGGUUUGCAGCGGCAGCUGGCGCUCGCGGGUGGCAACGGGAUCCGCCCGGCGAUGGUGGUGGAGGAGGGUGCUGGCAAGGGGAAGGAGCUAGAUAGGGCUGUGGUCAAGAGCAAUCCGUUUAUUCAGUCAGCAUUGCGUUGUGGGGAGAAGGAGGUGCCAGAGGUUGCCAUGCCAAAUUUGGGGAAGAAACACCCUGUUCUUGAUGCCUUUGCACCUGCUUUCGCUGAAUCAGAAGGUGAAAGACUUGAUGAGGGGAGGAGGGACCAAGGUCGAUGUCGGAAAAGGAUAGUUCCAAAGGAGAGGCCACCGGUGUAUUUUAGGAUAGGGACUGAUAGGAAGUCAAGGGUGAUGGCAUUGAAUUCGAGAGCCUUGGAGGACCGUGAGGGCCCCUUGUUCCUGGAGGAUGAUCGGAAGCGGAGGGCACUGUCGAUAGCAGAACCAAUGGAGAAGCCUAGCUGAUCUGCUGUGCUCCUACCAUGCUGAUGCUGCUCGCGUCUUUCUUGCCGGUGAUGCUCUCCAAUUCUUAUCCUCUUACCGGUGCCGACCUUGGAGAUCCUUGCCGGCUUUCACUGCCAUUGAUGGGAAACAUAUUGUUGAUAGAAGCAGGAAACAUGCUGCCUGUUCUAUGCACUGUUAUCGAGUUGGAAGAUUUGCCAUCUGUUGGACUUUGAUUUCUACAUAUGUAGCCAUGCUGGCAUUCAGGGGACCAGCUGGCCUACUUCAUUAUCAUGUUCUAUGGGACGAGAUCAAAUUUACCACUGAUGAGUUGGAAACUCUUACAAACAACUUGUGCUACACGUAUGCUGGGUGCACCCGCCCUGUAUCGAUCCGUAAACUCCCCAUGCGAAAAGUGUUUCCUCUUUAGCUUCUCAUGCUAGACACCUUGCUGUAAAACUGAACGCUGACAAUUGCAGUUCCUCCAGCGUAUUAUGCACAUCUGGCAGCCUUCUGGGCUUGACCGGUCUGUUGCUUGCGGUUCAUGCGGCGCCAGGGCUUUUGGGAAUGUUGCUGUCGGGCCUCUCCCUGCCCAGAAGGAAAGAUGCCAAGUGUCAUGUUUUACUGUUAAGGUUGUGAUGAUUCCAUUGACGGUAUUAUAAGUGCCUGCGAGCUGUAUUGCUUUACACCAUUGUGCAAACAAUAACAAUUUUAAGGGUUAUUAGUUUUAGAUAGCAUGCAACACCGUGUUUCGCAUCCAGCUAAGAUCUUGCUUGACAACAGCUAGGGGUGUGAGAACAUAAAAAAUGUUCAGAUUUCCUA
This is a messenger RNA of Triticum aestivum (bread wheat), 2087 nucleotides long. Its product is annotated as transcription initiation factor TFIID subunit 8. Gene Ontology annotation, molecular function: protein heterodimerization activity. Gene Ontology annotation, cellular component: transcription factor TFIID complex. The transcript has 4 exons. The coding region runs from base 237 to 1289 and encodes 350 amino acids. The record is from RefSeq and is a predicted model, not a curated record. NCBI's taxonomy places the organism in Eukaryota, Viridiplantae, Streptophyta, Magnoliopsida, Poales, Poaceae.